This is a messenger RNA of Symbiodinium sp. CCMP2592, 1887 nucleotides long. The record is from the annotation of a GenBank genome assembly. NCBI's taxonomy places the organism in Eukaryota, Dinophyceae, Suessiales, Symbiodiniaceae.
GUGGAGCUCACCACUUUGAAAGAUGCCUUUGGCAAGGACUUACGCGGGAUGAGUGCCACAUCCAGCAUCGCUCUGGACGAGGCCAUCAUCACGGUUCCAGCGAAGCGGGCACUUCAGGUCACCACAGGUGGGAUCUGUCCUGCCGGUGAAGAUUUUGCAAAGCGCGAGGACUGGCAACAGCUGCCUUGGUGGGCACAACUUGCGAUGUUGGUCUUGCGGGAGGCGAAGUCAGGCGAUACAUCCUUUCUCAAGGAAUGGGUAGACAGCUUGCCUCGAGAGUUCCCAGAAAUUCCCAUGAACUGGACAGAGGAAGACCUGGAGCUGCUAGAAUAUCCGCCAAUCCUUCGACAGAUCGAGAAGCAGCGCCGUGAGCUUCAAGAAGCUUUUGGUCAGGCGCAAAAGUGCCGCCUGCGCUUCACUGAGGCAGAGUUCACCUGGGCGGUCCAAGUCGUCCGGAGCCGUGCCUUCAGUGGACCGUACGAGGGCCGCAAUGCCCAGGACCGGUUGGGACAGCUGGCGUUCACCGCUGCCUUGGCCGGUGCGGGCGUCGCCUCCGGCGCGCUGUCGUUGGAGGCAAGCCUUAACGGCGCCCUGGCGGCUGCGCUGGCCAUUCCGUUACAGGACUUCCUCGUUGGACAGACUUCCAAGCUGAAGAGACACGUGGUUUGUCCGGUUGUGGAUUACCUCAACCAUGACAGUGAUGCCAUCUCCGACAUCGCUUAUGAGUAUUUCGGGAAUGCAUUCGUCGUACGGGUGAACGGCACCUUUCAGGACGGUGAAGAAGUCUGCAUCAACUACGGCGAGAAGCGGAGCAACGACACCCUGCUUCAGUUCUAUGGCUUUGUUGAAAGGGACAAUGCAAACGAUGCUUACACCGUGGACCUGUUGCGGCACCUCGACGAGGAGGCGGCAGCGAAAGGGCAAGCACUGGAGGUGAGGCUGUCGCGCACUGGGCCGGACGAUGAGUCCUUCGAAAGGCUGCUGUCGCUGCUAGCUGGUGGCGGAACCCCUGGUGCAAGUGAAGAAACCAUGGCUUGGAAGGCUGUUUCCAUCGCCUGUGAAGCAGAGCUCCAGCGGCGUAGUGCCGGAGAAGCUCGGGAGCUAGAGAGUGCAGGCACAGGCAUUCGGGCGCUGGCAGCGAGAUUUGCUGCUGAGAAGGAGAAGGUCUUACUAGCUUGCCGUGCACAUGCCGAAUCAAGGUGUCGACCAGCCACGGCUUCACCGUUGUCACUCCUUAGUCGAGCCACGCUGCUGCCCAGUUUCCAGGACGCGGAGGCUUGGAAGCACGAGUGGGCCUCCAGCGUCUUCCAAGCAGCAGAUCUGGCAGCUUUGCGUCGCGAAGGCUUUGUGAUUCUUCCCGGGGCCUUUGACAAAAGCCUUGCCUUCGAUGCCAAGGAGGAGUGUGAAGCUCUGGACGGUUCGGCCACCACCGUGACGACGAACCGCUGCAACCGCGGGUCCAGGUCUGCGUGGCUGGACUUUGGUGAACCUGCGGGUCUGACAGAGCUGGAAACGCGCCUGCCAGCGCUCAGCCGUCUCGGGCGAAUGCUGGCAGGGCUGCCGGCUCAUGUGCAUGGACUCGGGGGCUUUGGCGAGGAACUCAAAGUCCAUCCUGCAGCGAUGAUCGCCGUCUACCCGGAACAAGCGGCUGCAUAUGCCUUGCACAAGGACUCGUAUGCGCCAUCCGACAACGACCCGGCCACGGGCGCCACCAGACGGCUGACUGUGCUGGCGUACUUGAAUGACUGGCAUGACGGGUAUGGUGGAGAGCUGCGCAUCCACUCCGGUGGCGAGCGGCCGGACCCAAGGCGCUAUCGGAAUGUCGAGCCCAAGGCUGGCACCGUGGUGCUUUUUGACAGCCGCAGGAUCUGGCAACUCGGCAGAUAA